GACAGACAGAAAAACAUAUUGGAUCUUCGUUGCUCGAUCAUCUUGAAUAAGAGAUUUUAUUUGAUUUAAUCGAUCUAAUUGUUCUUCUCUUUUUUUCUUCUGUUAAUGUGUUAAAUAAAAAAAAUGGCCAGAAACUUUGUACCAGCAUUUAAAACCUGUACCGAAAAAGAUAUAGAAUUAUUACAAAUAUUUAUUGAUAAAAGUAAAAAAUUAGCUGUAAUAACCGGUGCUGGUAUUUCCACUGAAAGUGGUCUACCAGAUUAUCGUUCAAAAGAUGUUGGCCUUUAUUCACGUAAUGGUUAUCGUCCAAUGAAUUAUUCAGAAUUUCUUGGUAAUCAUUCAUCAAGACAACGAUAUUGGGCAAGAAGUUUUUUAGGAUGGAAUUAUAUUCAUAAUUGUCAACCAAAUAUUAGCCAUUUAACAUUGACCGAUUGGCAACGAUUAGGAAAAUUGAAUACAAUCAUUACACAAAAUGUUGAUCGAUUACAUCAUAAAGCUGGUAGUGAAUCGGUAAUAGAAUUACAUGGUAAUCUUUACAAUGUAAAAUGUAUUGAUUGUAAUCAUCGUAUAUCUAGAAUUUUAUUUCAAACAAUUCUUAACGAAAUGAAUACAGAUUUACUUAAUGAUGAUAAAUCAUUACGAGCAAGAUUAUUACAAGAAAACAAUAACAACAAUCGAACGAUACGUCCGGACGGUGAUAUCGAUAUAAUCGAUGAUUUCGUUCAUUCAUUUCGUUUUCCAUCAUGUAAACGUUGUAAUGGUUUACUCAAACCUGAUAUUGUUUUUUUCGGUGAUAAUGUUGAUCAACAUUUAGUGGAAAAAAUUUAUAAAAAAUUAAAUAAUGAAUGUGAUUCAUUACUUGUGCUUGGAUCAUCAUUAAAAGUAUUUUCAAUAUUUCGUUUUAUUUUACAACAAAUUCAAUUGAAAAAACCAUUAGCUAUUGUUAAUAUUGGUCCUACACGUGCUGAUACUUUUUUACAAAAUGAUCAAAAUAAUAAUGAUAUUAUUUUAAAAAUUGAUUCAAAAAUUAGUGAUGUAAUUACAAAAAUUCAAAUCUAA
Dermatophagoides pteronyssinus (European house dust mite) is the source of this 1059-nucleotide messenger RNA. Its product is annotated as NAD-dependent protein deacylase Sirt4-like. Lineage: Eukaryota; Metazoa; Arthropoda; Arachnida; Sarcoptiformes; Pyroglyphidae. Gene Ontology annotation, molecular function: NAD+ binding; histone deacetylase activity, NAD-dependent. The record is from RefSeq and is a predicted model, not a curated record. Gene Ontology annotation, cellular component: mitochondrial matrix.